AUGGAUACCCCACGGCGCAUUGACGACCUCGCCGACGAACUCAUCAGUGACAUCCUGUCCUACCUCCUGGGCUCGGAGUCCGUCGCAUACCAUCCUCACGAUCCAUCCCGCGGGCCCAAUGGCAGCUCCCGCACGGCGUAUGGCGAGAAGACGGAGCUGGAUCGGUUUAGACUCGUGUGCCGGCGGUUCAUGCGCAUCGGGACGCCGCGAAAGUUCCCCCGGUUCGUUCUGCGCUUCUCGCGGGAUGGAUUCCAGCGGCUGGAGGAUCUUCUACACAUGCAGCUGGCCUGCCAUGUCAGAUAUUUCACGUACAUGGUGCGACCCUUCUACCAAGGAAGCGGCUGGUCCCACGCCCUGACUACUGUCGAAUCGGAGAAUCGCCCCGUCGCGCACAUCCACCGCCGCCGACUCCACGAUCAGAAAUCCAUCGUUGACCGAAAUCACGAUCUGGCGCUGUUGCGACGGGCCAUUGCGGCGUUCCCUGCCCUGCAGCAGGUGAAGCUGCUGCGGCUGCAGGACGAGGCGGACGAGGAAUUGCUGGGAUACCUCCGAGAUUACUCUCUGGAAGAGGACGCUCGAUUGGAUUGGGAGUCGGCCUGCACGCGCGCGGUCACCAGCUUGGGAAUCUCCCUGCUCGAUUCGAAAUGUACCUCGGUGCGCUUUGUCGCCCCGCAAAUCAGCCCGGAGGCAACGGUCCGACUUCUGCAAGCGCCCCCGACGAUGCUGUCGGCCCUGGGCGCGCGAUUGACCAGUCUGGACGUCACGUUUCACGCGCGCGCCGACAUGACCACGAGCAUGGAGACGCUCUCCCACGUGUUUUACGAGUUCUUCCUGGCCGCCAAAAACCUGACGGCCAUCCAUCUUGGCUUCCCCGCCAACCUGCCGCUCGACCUGUCCCUCGAGCGCAUCUUCCACCGCCUGCAAUGGAAGCGGCUGCGCACCUUGAGCAUCCAGGGCUGGCGCCUGGGCUCCGACGAGAUCAUCGCGCUGGUCCGGCGCCACCGACGACCCCUCCGCGACCUCAGCCUCGCCAGCGUAUACCUGCGCGCGGGCGGCCGAUGGUGCGACGUUCUAUCCGUGCUCCACGACGAAAUGGACCUCCUCGAGCGCAUUGACCUGCGCGAGAUCAACUACGCCGCCCAAUUCGAUGCCGACCACCACUCCCACCACUACUCACCGCUCAACGGCAACGGCAACGGCAAUGGCACCGGCACCGGCGACGGCGCGUUCGACGGGCCCAUGCUAUCCGUGGUGGCCCAGCCGAGCCCCGAUCUCCCGUCGCCCGAUUACCUGUCAUUCGCCCCACGCGGGAACACCCGUCGGUCCUUCACCGACGCCACGCUGGAGAAGCUCCGGGUCCUGACGGCCGACGAUCUCGGCGACAACGGCGCCAGCGUGCAUCGAAGGCAACGAUUAUUCUGGGAGGCGUGGGUGCUGUCCAGUUCACGGAAUAACAUCCGUCGACGGUUCUGA
Aspergillus steynii IBT 23096 is the source of this 1473-nucleotide messenger RNA. Its product is annotated as F-box domain protein. The record is from RefSeq and is a predicted model, not a curated record. The transcript is spliced from 2 exons. NCBI's taxonomy places the organism in Eukaryota, Fungi, Ascomycota, Eurotiomycetes, Eurotiales, Aspergillaceae. The coding region runs from base 1 to 1473 and encodes 490 amino acids.